AAACAGUCAGUAGUAAGCUGGACUCGGUGCGUUGAGGACGCAGUGCGGCAGUGACUCUUUGCACCGUGCCACGUAAACUUACGCCAUAUGGAGGAUGUGUUGAUGUUGCGGCAGUCUAGGAAAUGCAACAUUGCGACUUUAACUUAACUAGAUAUUCUGCGUGUUUAGAACUGUUCGUGAGUUGUUACUAGGUAUCCGCCAAGAUGUUGAUGCAGAGGGUGCUCAAUGUCUUCUCCCAGAAUUCAAACCUGACCCUGUCGGUUGAGAGAUCCAAGCCCAAACCUGUUAUCAACGCAGUGCCUCGGGAGCACCACCCACAGCCGCAGCAGCCACAGCCUCAGCAGCAGCAGCAACAGCAGCAGCAACAGCAACAACAACAACAGCAGCAGCAGCAGCAUGCCCAUAAUAGCAAUCACCCGGCCACCACCAGCGCCUCCACCAACACAACCAACAACCCCCCACAUCUAAUCCACGCAGGCCAAAACCACGCGCCGCUUUGCCCCAACGUGGGUCACGCCCCCAACGCCGCCCCACUGCUCUACCACCACCACUACAUCCACAUCCCCGCCCCCCGGCCCAGCCCACCAAUCCUCGACAAUGAUGAGGACGAGGAUGACGGUGGAGGGAUAUCGGACAGGCUGUACCGAGUGGAAAAGACGGUGGAUGAGAAGGGCAAAGUUGUCUCCAAGGUUCUGGGCAAAGGAGGUUUUGGCACCGUGUACUCCGGCAACAGGGUGAAGGAUGGAGCGCCUGUAGCCAUCAAGUCAAUAGCCAAGGACCGCGUGCCAGCUUGGGGAGUGGUACAUGGAAAGCGGGUGCCUCUCGAGGUGGCCCUGCUGCUGCGGGUGGCCCACAUCCCUCAGGUUGUCCGCAUCCUCAAUUGGGUGGAGAAGGAACAUUCGUUUCUCCUCAUCCUGGAGCGGCCUGAGCCCUGUAAGGACCUCUACGAGUACGUGACGGAGCGAGGCCCCCUGCCCGAGGACGAGGCGCGAGAUCUGAUGCUGCAGGUGUUGCACAUCGUGAUGGCUUGCCACGCGGCGGGAGUGAUCCACCGUGACAUCAAGGACGAGAAUCUUCUGGUCACCACAGACAGACACGGCCGAGUCACACUUAAGCUCAUUGACUUCGGCUCCGGCGCCUUCUUCAUCAGGGACAAGAUUUAUACAGAUUUUGAGGGUACCAAGGUGUACUCCCCGCCCGAGUGGAUUGUGCACAAUCAGUACCAGGGCGUCCCGGCCACCGUGUGGUCUCUGGGCAUUCUACUGUACGACCUGGUGUAUGGAGACAUUCCCUUCGAGUACGAAGACCAGAUCGUGGAGGCCAAGGUGGUGACCCGCCCUGAAGUGUCCGAGGAUUGCAACAGUCUCAUUCAGUGUUGCCUUCAGGUGGUGCCUGACGACAGGCCAACCCUGGAGGAAAUGCUGCAUCACUCGUGGUUCCGGUACAAGGACUCCCUCACUCGGUCCAUCUCAACCCGCAGCGCGCCCGCCUCCGCUCCCUCACUCAUGCCCCACACCUCGGUCACCUCUCCGGUAGGCUCUUUAGGAUCAGUGGGGUCCUCUCAUAGCUCGGGGUCCCUGCCUCCCACACCCAGGACACAAGAUAGAUUGGAGUUCAUCUCGGCGUCCCCUCACAGCACCCAUCCCUCCACAUUGUGACGCCAACGGCGGGUAACCGCCAGCUAGUGUACGUCCGUGCCCUCUGCCACCGCCGACACCACUGUCUGCACUAAAACGCUUGUGUGCUGGUGGUAGUGGACGCCCCGAUGGCGGCGUCCGUGACCAAGCAAGGCGUGGUGGCAAGGGAUGCGCGGUCAGUAUCCAGCAUCAGUGCCCAGCUACCAAAGUCCAAUCGUCGUUAUCUUAGUGAGCGAUACACUUCAUAGCCGCAUCACCCAUCACACCCUCUCACCUCCUAGUAUUGCCUUGCAUUCAUUACCUUUAUUUCAUUUUAUCGUUUACGCGACAUAGAAUUACGUUGUGCUCUCGAGUUGCAGUUUCGGUUAACUGCUUCGAGAACAUUCUAAUCCAAGCAUGUUACAUUGUGGUGUGUGUAAGCGCCACUGGUACGCCUCAGCGACCGUCAGUGCGCCGUGUUGGUCCACACCAGGUGACGGCAGCGGCCCAGGUGAGGCUCGCUGCUCACUUUCCGGCGUAGUGGUGACCUUUCUACACCUGUGUUUUUCGAUCCAAUCUUUUUUUCUUUACAUCUUUCGUAGUCGUGUCAGGUUUUGAUAAGAAGUUUCGCCGCCGUCUCUUAAAACCCAAAUGAACAUAAAAAAUGGAAUGUAAACGUGCCACGUCCUUUGGAUUCUCUGACAUUCACCUUCUUACUGAAAAGGUUUCCUGGAAAAUCACGAGGACGUAUGUAUUCUUCUUGCAACUUUUUUUUUUUUUCUCAACCCCAUCAAUUUUAGUAUUUAUUCCUCGGCUCCCAUCACGACCACUCCCUCUCCCCUCCCCCGUCCCUCCCUCCUACCCUGCCAGCCCCUCACCACCCGUACCCUUACAUUCCACAAAUCACCUUGGUCACCCCAGUAUGUGUUGGAUGUAUAUUUCGAGUUUGCUUUCAUUGCCCGCUUGUACAUCAUGGAUCAAUUAUUUAUUGUAUUUAUUGAUGGGCUGAGCCGCUCUGGUAUCAGGGAGCCAAGGUUGGCUACGGGAAAUGCUCUCAGUCUCCUCCUGCAUUAAUUAUUCUCCAUGUAAUUUCUCAUGAGAACGCCACGCAGCGUCCCGUGUCAACUGGAGCGACCUGAUCAUCUUGUCCACUGGUGCUACAGAUCAUUCGCUGAAAAUAACACUAAUAUUGUAUUCGAUAUUUCGAAGUGUUUUAUUUUGGCUCUAAGAGUCGCGGAAUUUUCGUAUGAAAUAUUUUUCUGUAUUAAUUUGUGUACCAUUGCGUGUUUUACUGCUGUCUGCCAUUCUGUCAGGAGUAUGUUUGUCGCGGCUCAGGAAGCGCCUCGUGGCCUCCGAGGGGCGGGGCGGGCGGUGGGCGGCCUCCUGCACGCCUUGGCCAAAGGGGGACUGUCUCCUCCUGCUGGCGAGAGCACCUUUUUUUGAAACCAAAUUAUUUGCAUUCACAGUAAUAUUCAUGGAAUAUGAUGGACCAAACGCUAGUGUGAAGUGUUCCGCCAACAGGAGGCUAAGCCCUAAAGGCGCCCCCGCCACGCCCGCCCCUCCGGGAACCUUCCUCUCCGUGUAAUGCAUUCUAAGUCAGCCUUUAUCCUCGCUGUGCGUCAUAAAGGUGCGUCUGUAUAUUUGUGUUGUAAAUUAUGGUAAGGUAUGAAUUUAGAUUUAUUAAGUCUUAUUAUAUCGAUGUAUACGUCCAGCUGAUCAAGUCUCCAGGUAGCAUUGCUUUUUGGAAGUCUGGUGGGCGCCCUCACUCCUUAGCCGACCAGACUCCCAAGAACACCUUCCCUUUGCCCCGAGUUCCUGUGCUGUAUAAAAGCUUGUUUUUCUCCGUAUGAGGUGACACUGUAUUGAGACAAGACCAGUGUGAUCGUCCGCUCGACUUGGCGUCAACGGAGGCUCGAUAUGAGUCCCGGCCAGCGAGGCGGCGCCACUGGGUCAGUCUUGUCUGUGGUGAGCCCUCUCAUAGUGUCGAUAAGAAGUAAACUUUACGUUAGGUGGUGAGGUAACUAUGGUGUCUACUGGAAAAGUGUUUCAUGUUUGGCUGUUAUCUGUUUAUCUGUAAGUGCGCGAGGGAAGGAAUUAACAGGAAGCACAACCUCUACCUUUUUUUUUUAUUUUAAUUCAUUGCCGACGUAAAGAAAGUAAUGUCCUUGACGGAGACGUACUCUUGAGGCUGUUGCCCAGCGCGACAGGUCAUAAACACCUCCACCAUUGCCCCAAUGCGAGGACAGAGUGAGAGCGGACACACUGCCGGCCAGCCUUGCCCCGCUGCCUAGGGUGCUGCUGCGGGCGGCGGUGUCCAGUCAGCACUCGGUCCCCGUCUCGCCUCCGUGACUUGUGAUAGCACACAUUAACCAUUAGCACCACACUAUUAACACUAGUAUUGUUUGAGCAGAUUAGAAAGUAAUGUUACGCGAGUUAUUUUUUUCUUUACUCUUGUAGGUUAAUUAAUUACGUACACCAGCUUCUAGUGUUCGUUUUUACGUUUUCCAAUUGCUAAAGAAACAAAAGAUCAUUGUGGCUUUUAAAAUUUGUUGAAGCUUUCAUUUUGUACCAUAAGAGAUAAGAAUACGUUUGCCUCUUCCCUCACUCCCAACCUGCCCCAAUGCCCGGCAGGUGGAUCGAGGCCGCCAGUUCUGCUCCUUCGGCAAUACAACGUAAAGACCUCCCUUCAAGCAGACCACUUAACGAGAGAGAGAGAGAGAAAUCGGUAUGAUCUGAUCAGGUGCUAAAAGAUGUGCAGAGUUGUCUUCACCUGCAAGAGGGAACACAAAAGGGGCAUCAGAGAGAGAGAGUGUGUGUGUGUGUGUGUGUGUGUGUGUGUAAGAGAGAGGGUGGUUCCAUACUUCCAACACUUUUAAGCUGUAGUGGAAUCAAGAACCAUCAUCUCUCAGCGAAGUCAGUAAUUUGGAUUGAAUUGUUUACUUUUUUUUUUUCUCUCUUUUGUCAGUAAGAUACGUGGAAGCAAUUCUUGUUCACCAAAAUCCAUAUCAAAGUUCCUAUUUUUAUUGUACUGUGAAGUCUGAUGAAUGACUUGUCUCAUCAUGUACUGUGCGAGGAGGCCCCGUCAGUAUCAUUAUUAUCAUAUCAAUAUUUAUUAUAUUUAUGUGAGUGUGAUUAUUAUUAUUGCUCCUUUUUUUAUUUGUCUCCAUAUAAAAAUGAUUUUCAGCGGUGAAACGACGGUGAAGUGUGCGUGUGUGUGUGUGUGUGUUUGUAUGUGCGAGAGAACGGUAGGGAAAUAAGAGAGAGAGAGUCAGAGCACGAGUUGUUUGUCCUCAGUGUACUACGACCACCACCACCAGUGUUGAGACCAGUGUCACUCCGGGUGUGAGCCGUCACAGUAUUAGGGGUCCGGUGGGUGGCUGGCGGGCGAGGUCGAGUCACCGCCGCCUCCCACUCCCUUCAGACCAACACUCGUUCCUCUGCUCACCAUUCUCUCAGAUCAUGUUAGGCUCGUUCAACAUUGGUCGUAGUGUUACAUACGUACAUGUCUCUUGUCAAAGGCAUUUUCGUUAGUUUCCAUGCGAAAAUUAUUCACACACAGGAUUUUUUAAGUCGGUUUUUUGCUGUCACGCGUGUGAGGGCUGGCAGCGGCGUGUGUCCCGGCCUGAGCGACGCGUCUCAUCCCUUGCUCGUCUACCGUCUCAGAAGUCGUACUGUAUUAUAUUUAUUGAUGAAGUAUAAAUAUAAUAUUUCCCGGAAAUCAUGUUUGUAAGAAGAAGUAUUUUUGUAAAAACGUAAAAAAAUCCAUGUGUAAUGAAUAAAUUUUUAAGUUUGA
Molecule: messenger RNA, 5409 nt
Organism: Portunus trituberculatus (swimming crab)
Lineage: Eukaryota; Metazoa; Arthropoda; Malacostraca; Decapoda; Portunidae
Product: serine/threonine-protein kinase pim-3-like
Exons: 5
Coding region: 204-1658 (484 amino acids)
Biological process (GO): protein autophosphorylation
Cellular component (GO): cytoplasm
Molecular function (GO): ATP binding; protein serine/threonine kinase activity
Source: RefSeq, a predicted model, not a curated record